Molecule: messenger RNA, 2172 nt
Organism: Oncorhynchus keta (chum salmon)
Lineage: Eukaryota; Metazoa; Chordata; Actinopteri; Salmoniformes; Salmonidae
Product: lens fiber major intrinsic protein-like
Exons: 4
Coding region: 1-792 (263 amino acids)
Biological process (GO): transmembrane transport
Cellular component (GO): plasma membrane
Molecular function (GO): water channel activity
Source: RefSeq, a predicted model, not a curated record
AUGUGGGAGUUCCGGUCCAUGUCGUUCUGGCGGGCGGUGUUCGCUGAGUUCUAUGGCACCAUGUUCUUUGUGUUCUUUGGUCUGGGGGCGGCUCUGCGCUGGACCACCGGGUCCCACAACGUUCUCCACGUGGCUUUCUGCUUCGGCCUGGCCGCUGCCACCCUCAUCCAGUCCAUCGGUCACAUCAGUGGUGGACACAUCAACCCGGCUGUCACCUUUGCCUACUUGAUUGGCUCCCAGAUGUCCCUGUUCCGCGCUGUCUUCUACAUCGUGGCCCAGUGUCUGGGGGCGCUGGCUGGGGCCGCUGUGCUCUACUCGGUCACCCCCAACAACAUGAGGGGCAACCUGGCACUCAACAUGCUGCAGCCAGGUAUCAGCCUGGGCAUGGCCACAACCGUGGAGGUGUUCCUCACCCUGCAGCUGGUUGUCUGCAUCUUCGCUGUGACCGACGAGAGGCGUAACGGACGCCUGGGCUCUGCCGCCCUGGCCAUCGGCUUCUCUGUUCUCAUAGGACAUCUGUUUGGGAUGUACUAUACUGGUACUGGAAUGAACCCUGCCAGGUCCUUCGCCCCCGCUGUGCUGGUCAGAAAAUUUGUCAACCACUGGGUGUACUGGAUGGGUCCGAUGAUUGGCGGUGCUAUGGGAGCUAUUAUCUAUGAUUUCAUGCUGUUCCCCCGCAUGCGCAGUCUCUCUGAGAGGAUGGCCAUCCUGAAGGGUACCAGGCCCCCAGAGGCUGAGAGCCAGCAAGACGCCAGAGGAGAGCCCAUCGAGCUCAAGACUCAGGCCCUAUAAGCCUGGUGAAAAGGGUUGGCUUUCUGAACUCCAUAUUCCCCUAUUCUGUACACAAACCUCCUCCGAACCCUCAACCCUACCCAACACACAUACACACACAUUUCUCUUCCUCUCUAACCCACACACCCACAUAGUACACACAGACCACCACGACAACUCCAACCUUUCUCACCCUCCUCAUCCUUACUCUGCUGAUCCAGAAACAGUACAUGCUGAAUUACUGGGCAGCCAAAGCUAUAACCCUCCUCCGACCUGUGAACUAUGACCCCCUCCCCUCCUUGGACUGCAGGACAAAGAUGGAGGGUAAGAAGAGGACUUGAAGUGGCCACUGAAGAAAGCACCCUGUGCGGCCUGUUGUGUAGGGAGUGGGUCAGUCCUGGCUGACCAGGUGGCUGUAACUGCUCAGGACAGGGGCAUCUCUCUCUCUCUUCUUUUCUAUCUAUAUUUUGUAGUCUGCUAGGAGUGUAGCUACAGUAGAGCAGUGAACUUCAUGCUAUUUCCAUUUUUUUAUGAAACUUCUGGUACCUGAUGUGUAUGUUAUUAUUAUGCCCUUGAAGAAUUUCUAGGGAUUUUUUUCAACUCUAGUUAUAUUUUCAAGUCAUGCGUUGUGUUGUUUGUGCGUGUUUUAGGAGACCAUUGUUAUUAUUAUUUAUUUUUUUCAUGAACAAUUCCUUUGUUCGUCAUCAUGCUGUUUUACAGUACGUAGUUUACCUUUAUUUAACUAGGCAAGUCAGUUAAGAACAAAUUCUUAUUUACAAUGACAACCUACGGGGGAACAGUGGGUUGACUGUUCAGUGACACAACAACAGAUUGUACCUUGUUAGACUGCAGCCUAUUCUAAGGGAAAGAAGCAUCUUUUGUCCCCCUCUUCCUCAAUGAAAGUUCUGAUUCAUUACUAGCAAAAUAUUUAGAGUGCUCCCCUUUUGUCCAAAAGCCCUUCAAUUUUUAGCUGUCUUUUUAAAAAUUGUUCUGUCUAAUUGUAGACUGUCUCUUCUAGGGGAGCACAAACAGUCAGAUUUAUAUGAAAAUUAACACACACAAAAACUCAAUCUCCAUUUCUAUUUAAACACAUUAUCUUGAAAUGGUAUAUUAUUUUUCAUUUAGUAUUACAAAAUUUCACUUCUUUGACCUGAUGUCUCUCAACUUUGACUUUUUACAGCCAUGAUAAGUGCCUGAAGACAUAAAAGGGUUUCUACUGUAUGCAGUUCAGUACCAGUAUUAUCUGUGCCAGACUGUUAUGUUUUACUCUGUUUCUGGAAUGCUGGGGGUUUUUCAUUAAAGGUUUUGCUGUUACAGCGGUUUCAUGUACAGGCGUGUGAUAGCUGGAUUGGCUUUUAUUUUGUGUCAUUUUACUCAAUAACAAAAAAAAUCAAACCCUGA